Messenger RNA from Sinocyclocheilus grahami, 2973 nucleotides. RefSeq names its product protein S (gene pros1). Gene Ontology annotation, molecular function: steroid binding; calcium ion binding. Lineage: Eukaryota; Metazoa; Chordata; Actinopteri; Cypriniformes; Cyprinidae. Gene Ontology annotation, cellular component: extracellular region. The transcript has 14 exons. The record is from RefSeq and is a predicted model, not a curated record.
UAAAAUAAAUGUGGAGCAGUUGAGAUCAUUUAAUGAGAAAUGAGUUCGUAUUGAGAUCUGAGCAACAAAGAAACAAUGUCUUUUCUGAAAAUAACAGCAUUUACAAAGUAACAAUCUAGCAGUGUUGAAAGCUGCUACACGAGACAUUUUUUGAGAACUUUUUUUUCUUUUAGAUUUCUUUGGUUUUGGUUGUUUGUUUGUUUGUGUGUCAACUGUUUGUCAAGCGCAAACUUUUUAACUGGAUAAAUUAAGAGGUUAAACUAUUUAUCAAGAACAAAAUCAGCUGUAAUUCCUGUUACAUAAUUUCCUUUAACUUCAGCCUGCCAGAGCGCAUUCACCAGCUACUAGUUUAUUUAUACUGGCAGUCAUGAGUUCGCACGCGCUGCGUUUCUGGCCGAACUAGAGGAGCUUAACAAGAAGAAUCCACUGUUUGAUUUUGGACCAGAACCGGAGGUUUUUGGAGUGACUGACCGUAUCGAACAGCGAGAGCAUGAGGAGACUGACGGCGGCGCGGAGCGGCUCUCUGCUCGGCCUCGUGCUGCUGCUGCUGCGUGCUGAACUCUGCGGGUCACAGCGAUUUCUCUCACAGAAUAAAGCGUCUCAGUUCCUCCUGCGACAUAGACGUGCAAACACCCUGUUUGAGGAGAGCAAGAAAGGAAACCUGGAGCGCGAAUGCAUCGAGGAGCUGUGUAAUAAAGAGGAGGCACGAGAAAUAUUUGAGAACAAUCUAGAAACGGAAUAUUUCUAUCCCAAGUAUGUUGUGUGUCUGGGAUCUCACCGCGUUGGGAUCAAUAAUCCAAACUCUGAGCCUGGAAUCCCUCAGAACCUCCGUACCUGUGUUCAAGAGAUCAGUAACCAGUGUCUGCCGCUGCCGUGUCAUAAGGACGGUUAUGAGCGCUGUGUGGAUGGUCAGGGCUCCUUCACGUGUGUGUGUAAAGCUGGAUGGAGGGGUCAGCGCUGUGAGCAGGAUAUUAAUGAGUGUGAAGACUCAGAAUUCCCUGCGGGCUGCAGCCAAACGUGUUACAACCUCCCCGGCAGCUUCAUGUGCAGCUGUGAGAAGGGCUUCUACACCCUUGACAAGAUCCUCUGCAAUGAUAUCAAUGAGUGUAUCCUGUAUCCCAGUGUGUGUGUGGAACCUUCUAAAUGUGUCAAUGCUCCGGGAACGUUUGAGUGCCGCUGCCCUUCGGGAUACCAGUACAACAUGAGCUCACGCAAAUGUGUCGGUGAGUAUUAAAAUGCUGAUACAAGAAAAAAUGAGAUAUAAACACAUGACAGUAUGGCUGAAAUGUUAAGUGUUAAAAAAUCUCUUUUAAACUUGGCUAAUUCAAAAUAUAAACAAAUACUAUACUAAUUCAAAAUAUUAAUAAAUGUUAUGAUAGUAUAUAAGUAAUACUAAGAUAACUUUGGAGUGUGUAACAUGAAUUUUUCCCACAGGUUUGCAGCUGAAUUUGAUUUCCGCACAUUUGAUCCUGAGGGAGUGAUUCUGUAUGCCGAGUCUUCGCAGGACUCCUGGUUUAUGUUGGGUUUACGGUCUGGCCGCAUCGAGGUUCAGUUUAAGAAUGAAUACUCCAUCAAAAUGACCAGCGGAGGAAAAGCCAUCAAUGAUGGCCAGUGGCAUGUGAUCUCUGUGGAGGAGCUGAUGGGAAGCAUCAGUGUGAAGAUCAGUAAAGAGGCCAUAAUGAGCAUUAACAGUCCUGAGCGACUCUUCAGCCUCGUCAACGACAAACUGGAUAUAAAGGUUUACAUUGCCGGCCUGCCUAAUCGCAACGAGAGCCUCAUCAAACCAAUCAACCCGAGGCUGGAUGGCUGCAUCCGUGGCUGGAAUCUGAUGAAUCAGGGCGCGUCUGGAGUGAAGGAGGUGAUUCAGGAGAAGGAGAGCAAACACUGUUAUGUGCAUGUGGAGAAAGGCUCUUUCUUCAGCGGCGGAGGCCUGGCACUCUUCAACAUCGACUAUAGCAGCACAAAUAUCUGGAAGCUGGAUGUUGUGAUGAACAUCCGUCCGUCCAGCAGCACCGGUGUAUUAUUUGCCCUGGUUAGCAACCACUCUGUCCCUCUGUCCGUUGCCGUGGUGACGCAAGGACCUGAUGAUGCGAAUCUGCAGGUUUUCAUGGACGGCAUCUGCGUGGCGACGCUGCAGACUCUGAUGCUGUGUUAUCCGGACUGGUUGGUGGUGGAGAUGAAAGCAUCAGCUGAUGGUCUCCACAUCACAGCAAACUCCUCCAGCGUGUCCUACAGUGACUCUGAAACCCUGAGCAUGGCUUUAUCCAAACUCAACAGUGCCAUGCAGGGUCACGUCCACACUUACAUAGGAGGACUUCCAGAUCUCCCGCUGUCCAUCACUCCCAUCUCUGCAUUCUACCACGGCUGUCUGGAGAUCAGUGUGAACGGACAGCUGCUGGAUUUCGACGAGGCUGUUAGCAAAGACAACAGCAUCAAGUCUCACUCCUGUCCUCCUGUUUCCGCCCCAGACCCUCCGUCCGCUGAAUCCCAGCUGCGCUAGACAGGAAAUGACAUCACAGCCUAAUGCAGGGACACCUGACCGGCUGCGUCUGUCUGUGAGUUUCUGUCAAACACAUGAUGCAAUGUCCUGAUUCUGGGUUCAGCAGGAGACGGAGAGAGAAAGCUUGACCUGUGAUGUUUCUUUGUGUUUUUAAUUGAUCCACUCAUUAGUUGACUGAUGACUAACCUGUGAAAGAGCUUCAGAAGCGCAUGAGCCUCUAUUUAAAGAUGCCACACAUAUUCAUUCCAGUAUUUUUAUUCCUGACAUGUGUCUUUAAUCAGGUUUUUACUCGCAGUAUAGAGCCGUCAGUUUGUAUCUUGUAUAUAACACACUAAUUUGAAUGUGAUGUGAAUAUGUUUAGGUGGAUAUUGAACACUAGUGUCGCAUUAAUUGUUGUAAUAAAACAUGAAAUGCAGCUUGUUGUUGUUGUUGUCGUCAUCAUCAUGCAAAUGCAAAUCUCACCUUCUUAAGAA